Molecule: messenger RNA, 921 nt
Organism: Guillardia theta CCMP2712
Lineage: Eukaryota; Cryptophyceae; Pyrenomonadales; Geminigeraceae
Exons: 14
Coding region: 1-921 (306 amino acids)
Biological process (GO): cytosolic ribosome assembly; ribosome biogenesis
Source: RefSeq, a predicted model, not a curated record
AUGAAGACGGCAGGAACGAGCAUCAUUCGGUGCACUUGCCUGGCCCUCGCCCUGGUAGCCUCCUUGGUUCAUUCUGCGCUGCUUCCAAGUCCAGCCCGUAUCGAAUGCCCUGCCCUGCCAUCAUCGCACCAACAAGUCCAGUGGACAGCACUGAAGCUUCGAGGAGGAGGGCCAAAGGAAGAGCCUCUCCUAUGCCGACUGAAGAAAGGAGGAAUGCAGUUUGAGGUCAUGUGUCUUCCUGGGAUGGUGGACAAGUACAGAGAAGGAGUAGCGAGCAUGGAGGAAGUAUUGGUGAGCAUGGAGAUGUUCAAGGACUGCAAGACAGGAGAUCGGCCGAGUACUGCAGACAUUGAGAAGGCGUUCGGGCACAGUGAUAUGGGCAAAUGUAUUGAGGAGGUUCUAUCCAAGGGAGAGUUCCAGCUGAGCGCGGCAGAGAGGAAGAAGAAGGUGGACGAUAAGACCAAGCAGAUCAUCACCUACAUCUGCGGGAACUUCAUGGAGGGAGGAACCAACAAGCCCAUCCCUGCUGCACGAGUGGAGAAUGGAAUCCAAUCGAUCAAAGGACUGAAGAUCGACCCCUUCCGAUCCACCGACACUCAGGCGCUGGAGAUCGUGAAGAAACUCAAGGAGAUGUUCCCGAUAGUCAAAAACGAGAUCUCGGCGACUGUCACCAUCCCCAUAUCACUUGCGGGAGCUGGGAUUCUGCACUCGAUUUGCACUGUGCACAAGGAAAGCUACACAGACGAAAGCAUGAUCUGCGACGUCGGGUUUCUGUCCGGCGACCAUGAGAGAUUUGUUGCUGAAAUGACCAAGGCCACCAAGGGACAGUUCGAACUCAAGUUCAACGACAUGCCGGCCCCACAGAUGGAAGCCGAGGAGGGGAAGGGGAAGAAGGGCGGCAAGGGAAAGAAGGGCAAGUGA